Molecule: messenger RNA, 1716 nt
Organism: Eurytemora carolleeae
Lineage: Eukaryota; Metazoa; Arthropoda; Copepoda; Calanoida; Temoridae
Product: G2/mitotic-specific cyclin-B-like
Exons: 1
Coding region: 57-1247 (396 amino acids)
Biological process (GO): regulation of cyclin-dependent protein serine/threonine kinase activity; mitotic cell cycle phase transition
Cellular component (GO): cytoplasm; nucleus; cyclin-dependent protein kinase holoenzyme complex
Molecular function (GO): cyclin-dependent protein serine/threonine kinase regulator activity
Source: RefSeq, a predicted model, not a curated record
UUCAGAUUUUACCAAAUUCCGUUAUUUCAAGAUAGUUCUAGUGAAAAGGAAUAAAAAUGGCAACUAGCAGAGCCCGUGCGUUGACCGUCUCCAACCUGGAUAAUAUGAUGGAGAACAAACAACAGAUAGGUGGCAAACAGUUAAUUAAACCUGCACCCAGUGGAACAAGGGGCGUUCUAGGAGAUAUCAGAAACAAGACUCGUAAUGUAAGAAUUGCUAUUGAUCAGCCCUCCAAGGACCUUAAAAUGGGUAAACCCAAGCUCAGAAAGGCUCAGGAUGAGAAUAAGGUUGAAGAGAAAGGGAAGAAGGAAGAGACGAAGAUGGAUUUAGGGAAGGACGAGGUGGAGGAGAUGGACAUCUCCGGGGUAAACAUCGGAUAUCCAGAGAUUGAGGACAUCGACAAGGAUGAUAUUGGGGAUCCUCAGCUUGCUGUGGACUAUGUUCAGGAUAUCUACAAGUAUCUCAGGUUCUUGGAGAAGGAACAAUCAAUUAAACAGGAAUAUCUGGCGGGACAAACGGUAAUUCUACCAAAGAUGAGAAGAGUCCUUGUAGAUUGGAUUGUAGGAGUACAUUUGCAGUUCAGACUACUCCCAGAGACACUGUACACAACAGUAGCAAUUCUUGACAGAUUCCUGCAGAACCACCUGAAGUCUAUAGACCGAACUACCCUGCAGCUUGUUGGUGUGGGUGCAAUGCUGGUUGCUUCUAAAUACGAGGAAAUAUUCGCUCCUGAGAUUAAGGACUUUGUGUACAUCACCGACAAAGCGUACACUGAGAGGGACAUUAUCAGGAUGGAGUUGAAGAUUCUUGAAGGGAUCGAGUUCAACCUGGGCAGACCUCUACCCAUCCACUUUCUCAGGAGAGCCAGUAAAGCAGGAGGGGUAGAGCCCAUUACGCAUACUCUCGCUAAAUACAUCAUGGAGCUUAGUUUGUGUGACUACAGUCUAGCUCACGAGUUACCAAGUAUGAUCGCAGCGUCGGCUCUUGCACUCUCAAUUCGGCUACUCGAUGCAGGAGUUGGGAGCAUGGAGGAGGUCUGGACCCCUGUCCUAGUUUACUACACAACCUACACACUGCCUGAGCUCCUUCCCACCAUACAGAAGCUCGCAACUAUCCUAGCCGCAGCUCCGUCAGCCAGGCUUAGCGCAGUCUACCAGAAAUAUUCAAACAGAAAGCUCAUGAAAAUCUCCAAAAUACCGUCGCUAGACCAACCUAUGCUGAAGGAGAUGGCGGCCGGUCAAUUCUGAAGAUUUCCCGCCAACUCAUUCUACAAAACCGAUUUAGAAAUUCGCGAAUCAAAAACUCAAAAUAGCGGUUUUGUAGGUUCACUCAAACCCGCGAAUUGACAUUUUUUCCUCUGCUCUUUUUUAGACAAUCAUUGAAAUAUCUUUAUGGAGUUUAACUUCUGCAAAUUUUAAAAAAAAGUAUUUAUUUUUUUUAAAAGGAAAUUUGUGUGUAAUUUUACUGACUUUUAAUUAUUCGAAUGUUUUAGUUUGAUUUUUCGCCCAGAACGAGAAAUCCUGGGAAAUAAUUUUUUUUAUAUUUUAAUUGUUAAUUGUAAAAUUAUUGUGUCUCGCUGAAUUUUGAUCUCAUUUUUUAGUUUAUUAUCAUUCUUAAUAUUUGUUCUGUAUUAUAAAGUUGUUUCGACAAAAGCUGUACACUGUACAAAAGCUUAAUAAUAUAACGACGAUAAGUUGGAGAAAUAUGAAUCUCUCU